AUGGACCAUGAAGCUGAAAGGAAAUGCAGAGCAUGUUAUGGAUGCCAAUUGGUCAGCCAGCCAUCAAAUCCAGAGCCAGUACAGUCUACUCCCCUACCAAGCAGUCCAUGGGUAGAUGUUGCUGCAGAUCUUCUUGGUCCGCUACCCUCGGGUGAGUAUCUCUUGGUUAUAGUAGAUUAUUAUAGUCGAUACUUUGAAGUAGAAAUACUGAAAACUGUGACAAGUGACAAAAUUAUAGAAGCCAUGGAAAGGUGUUUUGCAUCUCAUGGUUAUUCAGUGUCAAUAAAAGCUGAUAACGGUCCACAGUUUAUAUCAGAACUGUUUGAAAGGUACCUAAACAAGACUGGUAUAAAGCAUAGACGUACCACUCUGUUUUGGCCACAAGCCAAUGGCGAAAUUGAGAGACAAAACAACACAUUGCACAAGCGCAAGGUCAAGAUUGGAAGAAAGAGCUAA
This is a messenger RNA of Saccoglossus kowalevskii, 456 nucleotides long. RefSeq lists its product as uncharacterized. Lineage: Eukaryota; Metazoa; Hemichordata; Enteropneusta; Harrimaniidae. The record is from RefSeq and is a predicted model, not a curated record.